UAAGGUUGAAGAUGCUCUAAUCAAGAAGCAACUGGCUAGAUUAGAAAUUGAUUGUUUUUAUAUAGUUCAAGGAUGUAAUUGUGUGUUUCUUUAGUUGAGGAGUCUAAUUGAUUUUUUUUGGUAUACUUCCAGAUCCGAUUUGACGGUUCUCCUGAUUUUUUUUUGAGUUGGAUGAACCGUAGUGAGCAGGUUUUUUCGUGUAAUGACUUCUGCAAGUAUUUACUGAACACAAGAACAGCAAUUUGAAGCGAUAGCUAGCUUUUGUACUCCACACAAAACUCCGGUUUGACUCCAACUCAAAGAUAGCAAGAAAAGAAAUAGAGCUGUUGAGUCUAUCUUCAGCUCCCCAUUCCGCAUUUCUCCACCAGAAGUGAGUCACCGGCAAGUUUAACCCCCCAUUACCUCCAUGGCUUCACCCGCCACCACCUCCGCCAGUUUCACAGCCAACGCCGCUGCUACACACCUCCAGACUCACUGGUGUCACGGGUGCGACAUGAGCGUCCUCCUCUGUUCUUCGACUUCUUCCCCGGCGGUACGCUGCCCUCAUUGCAGCUCCGACAUCCUUGAGCAAAUGGACUCUCUCGACCCUUCUCCGCUGCCCAAUCUCGGUUCUAUCCCUAGCCUCGCUCCCUUAUUUGUCGAUCAUAGCACAGCUCUCAUCCCCUCCGACGAUAACUUCCUCCUCGACAGCCCUUCUCUCAACCGUCUCAUCCACCGUAUGGCUACCACCAACGACGCCUUCACCUCCACCAACCGCCACCACAACCCGACCUCGAAGUCCGCUUUACAAUCCCUAAAAGUCUUACAAAUCAGCGCUUCAAUUUUGGAUAAGGACCCGAUUAUAGCCUGUCCAAUUUGUAAGGACCAGUUCCUGUUAAACAUGGAAGUGAAACUGUUGCCCUGUAAACACAUGUACCAUUCCGAUUGCAUUUUGCCGUGGCUCGAGAUUAAUAACUCAUGCCCUGUAUGUCGGUUCCUGCUUCCUUCACGUGAAGAUGAGGACUUUGAGGUUGACAAUUUUCCUAGAGGAGACAAUUUUAUAGGAUCAAUGAGUCUGGAAGAAUUGAUGAAUGAUGAUGCGGAACAGUUUUUUCGUUUUCAAAGUACUAUAAGGCGUAUUGUACAUGUGAAUGAGGUCUCCACCAUGAGUGGAGGCCGGGAUGAAGUUAUUAUACAUAUUGAACGGAUGCCUCAUGCUAUGAUGGAGGGUGAUGGCGCGAGUGAAAUCUGUCUGCUUUCUCCUGCACAGAUUGGAGGUGCUGAUCUUGAGGUCGGGCUUGCUAGGGGGGCUGCCAGCCUGGAGACCGUUUCAAGUUUUCCUUGCUCACCUGGAGGUGAUGCCUAUGAAGGUGGAGUUGAUUUUAGUAGUAGUACAAGUAGUAGGUUGGAUGAAGGAGAUCCUGUACUGAGGUCUUGAAGUGAAUCCACCAAGAAGGUGCACUUCCUUUUCAGAAAAUAAAGACAAGAAGAAAAGUGUUGCAUUCGUUGCAUUUUUGGAUCCUGGCUCAUGAGGAACAUUAUAUCAUCGCUGUUUUUGAAAAAAAAGCUGGUGCUUUUCCUUUUGUUCAAUUUAGUGCUUGGAUGGCCAGAGACACCUAGACACUUGAAUACUCCUUUAGGUUUCUACUCUGGUCUAGUUUCUUUCAUUCUUUGAAUUGGUGAAUAUGAUGUUGAAGACUGAAGUUACCAUGCAUUUGGAGAGCUUGUCUUUUUUUUGAGCUAGUUUGGUGUCCCACUUAGAUACAGCGAGAGCAUCUUUUUUUUUUUACUUUUAAAAUAUGUGCCUUCCUGUAUGAGUGUUAUACUGUUUUCAUAAACCGACAUAUAGAAGCCGGGUUGGCCUUUUAUCAUCAUCAUAUGCGUGAUACUCUUCAGGAUUGGUCAUGUGCUGUCAGGAACUUCUCCAUCUGUCUUGUAUUGGUUCAAAUAGUUGUUUUUGACUCUUUGGAGUAGAUAUAAUUGAAUGGCAGUUAAAUGCUUAGUAUGCUAUAGGAUUUCACUUUUUGAAUCUGCACAGUCCAAAGAGCUCUUAAUUCUUUAAAAGUUGUCAGCUUGGCUUCAGUUGCCGUUCAUAGCUCCUGUCACUCACUACUUGUGGACCACUUUUCAGUUAUCUGUAAUUCUUAAAAACACAUUUGGGUUACUUUCUAAAUAACUUUUACUUUAUCAACCUUGCAUUUCAAGAACUGAUUCCGGACCCAGCUUCCAUAAUCACAUUUCUUUUUCAAAACAAAUUUUUUACAAAUAUACUUUUCAAUUAACUGAUUUAUGUCCUACUGAUAUCCAAACACACUUAGAGAUCUUUGGUAACACUGAAAUUGGCUGAAUCCCAAAUUUAUGAAAUUCGUGUUGAAAUGGCUGAAUCGACUGAAUUUGAAGAAUUAUAAAAAAAUAUAUUUAAAAUAUAUUUUAUUAAUAAAAUAAAGAAAAAAGUAUAUGAAAAUAGCUAAAAUGUUCGUCUAACUUCAGCUAAUUCAGCCAGAAAAACAUUAAACAAAAGGAAGAUGUUCUUCAGGCUUAUGUAUGAAAAGAUGCCUAUGUUCUGUGGAGUGUGUGGACUGGUGGGACAUGUCACUAAGGAACACGGUGAUGGAGUGCACCCGCCGGAGGCGAUAAUCUAUUCAGAGAUAUUGAUAGCUCCGGAGUUCAGAAGGAGAGGUUUCUGGACGCCAGGAGGGGAAGACGGAAGGCGUAAGAAGGAGCCUGGGAGAAGGGGUUCUGGCCUCUCUCAACAUGGCUCGGAGGAAUAUGAUGAGGAUGAGGAAGACCUUAAGAAGAACCACAGGGGAUCAACCCCUUUGAGUAAGAGGCGUCUAACCCUUGAGCAGUGUGAUAUAGAACCUGAUGGGGAGGAAGGGUCUGGCACAAGGUAGUCAAAGGCGUUGGGCGCACUCAAGGCGACAGGGUUAGCCUAGCGCCUGAGGCGCAAGGCGCAAAAAAGCGCUCGCUUGACUCGUGUCAGGCGCACUACUUAGAAAAAAUAACACAUACUAUUCUCCAACAAUCAAACAUGAUGUACCAGUUCACGAUAUUGAAGGAAAUACAUUAAGAAGUCAUGUUUCUUACAAAUAAAGUUAUGCUUCACCAAAAUAAAGUCACGAUUGACCAAAAUGAUAGAGACCCAUCUAAUCCGAAGACUGGUGAUCAAUAUUUUGGAAGAGUGUACUCGAGAAGGAGGAAAUAAGCUGCGAGUCUUGGGUUCUUUUCUUUUUGUUAUUAAAUGAAUAACCACUUUCUGUUUUAAGCAUACUAUAAAUAGAAGUAAGGCUGGGGGGGGAGUAGGCAGGCUGUAUGACAGAAGUUGUCUUGACGGGGAAGUUAGAGAUAUUUUGUCUCUUUCUUUUGGGGGCUCCGGCCUUGGUUGCUUGUUCAUUUCAAUACCAUUAUUGCUUAUUUUCUCUUAAUUCUCUUAUAUCUUGUCUGUGAUCUGGUUGGGUUCUAUCACAAAAUAAAGGCAUGAUUAAGUGAUUAGGCAAAAUAAAGUCAUGACUCAUGAUUCACUUAAAGUCUUGAACACUAAAACUAGAAAAAACAUAAUUUAAGCAUACUAACUGUAAAAAAUACCAAAACAUGCAUUGAAAUAAGUUUUAGACUUGUAGUAUUAAACUGCUGUAAUUGAUGAGUAUAUUUACAUGUAUUAAAACAUGCAUAUUAAACAUACAUACUAAAACAUGCAUUAAAACAUACCAACUUAAAAAAUACUAAAACAUGCAUUGAAAUAAGUUUUAGUAUUAAACUGCUGUAAUUGAUAAGUAUAUUUACAUGUAUUAAAACAUGCAUAUUAAACAUGCAUACUAAAAUAUGCAUUAAAACAUACUAACUGUAAAAAAUACUAAAACAAGUUUACAAGAAGCAUAUUAAACUGUUUACAAGAAGCAGUUUACAAGAAGUAUAUUUUUUCAUGUUUCCAAGAACAAGAAGUUCACUGGCUAACAGAAUAGACUGAACGAGAAGCAUAUUAAACAUGCUGAAACAUAAACUUAAGCAUAUGUAUUUUUUCACAUGUAUAUUUAUACAUAGUAUAUUUUUAAACUUAAGCAUAUGCAUACAGAGUAGACUAGUAUAUUUUUUCACAUGUAUUUUUAUACAUGUUUAAGAGACAUGGAGUAGAAGAAGGGUACUUUACACUUUAAACAUACAAUACACAAAAAACAUACUGGUAGUAUGUAAGAACACGUAAAGUAGAGCAGAGCUGAGCAGGAGGAUGUUUAAGUUAUGUCUUUAGCGUAGGUUAAGUUGUUUUGACCUAAUUUAGGUGGGCUUUGAUAAAAAUAUGGGCUUCUUAAUGUUUUUCUUUCAGCGCACAUGUGAAAGUUACUGAAAUUAACGGAAAUCCCUCUCAGGCGCCUUAUGCGAGCGCUUAAUAGCGCUACUGCGCUUCUGCGCUUAUUGCGCCCAACCUGCGCUUGAGAGGGGAAGGUGCGACUGGCGAUGUUUAGGGCGCUGGAGGCCUACGGCGCUGCGCCUGGUGCGCUUAAGCGCUCAGGCACACGACUUUGACAACCUUGGUACUCUGGCAACACCCAGAUUUCUAGAACCUCCUGGCUCGGCCCUGAAUGGAGCGGUUUUAGAGGCUGAUGUCAACAUGAAGGAGGGAGGGGAAGAUGAGGAGAAUGUAGAUGAUUUUGCUGCUAGCAGGGACAUGAAGAGGCAGAAAAUGGUGGAAAACAUUCAACUAAACCAAAAUGACUUGGCAACAUCGGCGGGCUCCGUUGAGGAGCUCCGCCGGGCCUAAUGUAUACUCUAUGUUGGAACUGCCGGGGACUUGGGCAACCCCGGACAGUUCAGGAGGUGGUCUGCCUUGUGCAGAAACAUAAGCCUAAGAUCGUUUUUCUGUCUGAAACUAGACAGGAAUGCGAGUAUGUUCGAAGAUUAAGAUGGCGGAUAGGGUUGAAACACUGUCUCACAGUUAAAGGAGAUGGCAAAGGUGGAGGUUUGGGGCUUUUCUGGGAUGAAAGCCUUGUGGUGGAGCUUCUCUCUUUCGGGAGGCAUCAUAUUGAUGUGCUUGUUCGGGAAGGACCCAAUGGGGUCCAAUGGCGGGGAGCUUUUGUGUACGGCGAACCUAGGGUGCAGUUUAGAUACCUUAUGUGGACUUUAUUACGUCGGAUUAAGCCACACUCAAAUGCCCCAUGGCUGAUGAUAGGCGAUUUUAAUGAAGCAAUGUGGCAAGGUGAACAUUACUCACACACUAAGUGACCGGAGAACUAGAUGAUGGAUUUCAGAGAGGUAUUAUCCCGUUGUGAUCUCUUUGACAUUGGCUUUCUUGGGCUACCUUGGACUUAUGAUAAUAAACAACGGAGUGGUCGAAAUGUUAAAGUCCGGUUGGAUAGGGGAGUGGCAAAUCCGGCAUGAAUGACCUUGUUUCCGGAUGCGCAAGUCCGACACUUGGUUUAUCCAAGAUCAGAUCACUGCCCCUUACUUCUACAGGUGCAGCUGCCUCAACCAAGAAGGCCGGGGAGCAAUGUCAGACGGUAUGAGUUUUUUUGGGAAAGAGAGGAGGACCUAUUCCAGGAGGUUAAGGAGACUUGGGAGCGUGCCCGACCGGUGGGAAGUCUGGGUGAUUUUGCGGGUAACCUGAAAUCUAUGAUGGGCUCGCUGCAUGGUUGGGGCCGUAGGCGUAUCGGGAAUGUUACUGAGGAACUGGAAUGUAGAAAUAACUUGAGAAAGUAAAAUGUAUUUUAUUUCUCUUAUUCUGUGUAAUACAAUGAGAUGAAUACAGAAUAUAUAUAGCUAGAGAAAAGUGGAAUAAGGAAGGAAUCCUCCUAAUUAAGAUUCCCUAAUAAAGACAAGAUAAUUGAGGAUAUUUAGAGAUUCUGAGAUCUCUAAGAUAUCUCCUCAUAAAUGCUAAAUCGGAUGAGUAAUUAUCUGUAAUAAUCUACACUCCCCCUCAAGCUGGGUGAUGGAUAUCAUCCAUGCACAACUUGCUAGAUAAGUCUUCAAACUGAAUUCUGGGAAGUGCUUAACAAUAAUGUCUGGUUGGAACAUAGUUCAGCUGGAUAUCCUUUGCUGCAAUCUUCUCUGAUAAGAACCUUCUGUCUAUAUCAAUGUGUUUGGCCCUGUCAUGAUAAACAGGAUUCUUAGCAAUACUGAUAGUAGUCUGGUUGUCACAUGAGAUCUGGAUGGAGCUUUCAAAUGGGAGUUUGAGCUCAUUCAUCAAUCUUCUUAACCACAAUCCUUCACAGACUCCUUGUGUUAAAGCUCUGAGCUCAGAUUCCGCACUACUUCUAGAAACCACCGAUUGUUUUUUGCUCCUCCAGGUGACUAAAUUACCCCAUACAUAGGUACAGUAACCAGUAGUUGACCUUCUGUCUAAGAGGCUUCGAGCCCAGUCAGCAUCUGUAAACACUUCAAUCUUCCUUGUCCUUUGUUUCUGAAACAACAAUCCUUUUCCAGGAGUCAUUUUUAGGUACCUCAGAAUUCUAUACACUGCAGUUAGGUGUUCCUCGGUUGGGUCAUUCAUGAAUUGACUUACCACACUUACUGAGAAAGCAAUGUCUGGCCGUGUGUGAGAUAUGUAGAUUAGCUUCCCUACCAGCCUUUGAUAUCUACCCUUAUCAACUUGUGGACUUUCAGUCUCACUGCCUAACUUCUUUGACAUAUCCAUAGGAGUGUCCAUAGGCUUGCACCCAAGCAUUCCAGUUUCACUUAGCAAGUCUAGAACAUAUUUCCUUUGUGAAAUGAAAAUGCCCUUCUUAGAUCUUGCCACUUCCAUUCCCAGGAAGUACUUCAACUCACCUAGCUCGUUGAUCUCAAAUUCUUUUGCUAGAUGAGCCUUCAAUCUGUCCAAUUCAGCCUUAUAAUCCCCAGUCAUAAUAAUAUCAUCAACAUAUACUAUAAGAAUAGCCAAUUUUCCAGAGUCUGCUCUCUUUACAAACAGUGUAUGGUCUGCCUGACAUUGCAUGAACCCUUGUUUAAUAACUGAUCUUGUGAACCUAUCAAACCAUGCUCUAGGAGACUGCUUUAGUCCAUACAAGGACUUUUUCAGUCUGCAAACCUGACCAGAUUUCCCCAAGUCUUCUAAUCCAGGUGGUACAUCCAUGAAUACUUCCUCUUCUAGGUCUCCAUUAAGAAAUGCAUUCUUAACAUCUAGUUGAUGUAAUGGCCAGUCUAGGUUCACUGCGAGUGAUAACUUUGCCACUGGUGCAAAUGUCUCUGAAUAAUCAAUGCCAUAAGCUUGGGUGAACCCCUUAGCAACCAGCCUUGCCUUCAGCCUUUCAAUCUUUCCAUCAGCCUGAUAUUUAACUGUAAAUACCCACUUGCAGCCAACAGUUCUCUUCCCUGCUGGCAAAUCUGUAAGCACCCAAGUUCCAUUCUUCUUCAAUGCUGCUAAUUCAUCAUGGACAGCCUUCCUCCACCCUGGAUGUUCAAGGGCUUCCUUGAUGUUGUUAGGAACCUGAAUACUAUCAAUCUUUGAAAUAAAAGUUUGAUAGUUUGCUGAUAGUUUCUUAUAACAAGCAAAAUUAUAGAUAGGAUGUUUGGUACACUCCCUUACUCCCUUUCUGAUAGCAAUAGGCAAGUCUGAUUCGUCAUCAUCUCCUUCUAUAGCCUCAACCUCUUUGUCAUCAGGACUCAAAUUUGAGUCAGAUGAUUGGGUGGUGUUAAUUGGAGUGAUGUGCUCUUCUUCUGGAACUCUGGUUCUAGGUUUCCGCUUAUAGGUAUUCUUGUAGAAUGGGGAAUUUUGAUUUAGUGUAGGAUUUUGGGGUAAUGAUUGGGGUGAUGAAGUUGGUGGCUGAAAUGGUGUGGUUGGUGGAGAGACUGUAUUGUCUGGAGGGUUUGUGAUAGAUCACAGGUAAUAUAACAGCAAACAAUAUAGAUCGAUGAGAAAUAUGGAGUAAUGAUCGAAGGUGUUUAUUGAUAUCGAGCUAAACGCAAUACGUAUACAAAAGCUAGGACUGUUCGAGAAGCCUACUCUCCUAAGCCAAAAUGCCAAUUCAAUCACAGCCUGCCUCAUUAGUUAAUUUUCCCAACUAUUUAUAGCCCAUAACCCUCUUCCUUCUAUUAAAAUCACAGGCCCACUUAUUAAUAUCUAUAAUAGGCCCACUUAUUAAUAAUUCCUAUCAUUACUCCCCCCCUAAACAACCACCUUGUCCUCAAGGUGGGUGAUAGGAGUCAGCCUUGAUUAUCAACUUCAUCUUCAUCCGAGCCCCUCUCCCUACCCAGUACCACAAAGCAUUCUGGAUCUUUAGCUUCAGCACUUGGGCCAUCCUCUUGACCUCUACCACCGCCAGAAUGAGCAGGUGUACUGACACUGUUGGGUCCUUCCCAACCUCCUGUUUAGAUUGCCAAUGAAGAGAGCUAUGGUUCCCGGUUAUUUGCUGCAUAAUUUCACUAUGAAUGUUCAGUUCACCCCACCAAUUUCUAGCAGCUGUGAUUCCCUUCUCACUUCCUUGUUUUAAAAGUAGAUCCACGAGGUGCCCUAUCUGUGAGAUAGCAAUCACAACCGUCUGAAACGUAGAAUCCAGUUCUAUAUCGAGUCCACCCAACUGAUAUACAAAAUCAAACUCAUUUGCCCAACUCAAUCCAGAACUUGAUAUUUCAGCAGCUGUUAUCUUUGGUAUGGAACCAGAAUUCCUACCUUCAAUGUAAAACUUCCACAGUUGGUAAGUUCCGAACCCAGUUCUCAAGAUUUUCUUCCCCAUCCUUCCUGCACUUUCCUUUACUAUCACCCCCAACCUGGCAUCAGAUUGCGUGAACCUGGAUUCUUCAAUUGCAAUAUAUUUUGGAUCAUCUUGCACCCCUGAUUUUGCCAAAGCCCCCAGAAUUAUUACAAUGUUGUCCACCUCCAGAACUUUAUCCUGACUUCCAGCACAAGCAACACUCUUUACCUGCACAGUUUGCCCUUCAUAAAACAUACAAUAACCAUCACCAGUGUCCUGCACCACCUGCACCACCGGAGUCAUGUUUUUCAAUGAUAUCUCCAUGGAGCCCAAGUGUGGGUCCCCUUGAAUCUGCUGAUCUAACCCCUGGAUCUUCCAUUUUAUACUUUGUUUCCGAAAGUUUAUUUCCACAUCACCCAAAGUGGUCAGCCACUCCAUUCCCAGAACCAAGUCAGUUUCUUCCAAAGUCAGAAAGUAAAAGUUUUGUUUUAUGAUUGAACCCUGCAUACAUAAAGUCAAAUCUUCACAUCUUCCAUCAUUAGAUAGCUUUUCUCCAUUACCAACCUGCACUUUGUAUCCUGAAAUGGUUUUAAAAGGCAGCUCCAAUUCAUCCACCAGUUUCUUAGAAAUGAAGUUGUGAGUGGCCCCACUAUCAAUCAGCACUUCCACUGGUUUUACCCCUCUAUCCCACUUCAUAAUUCCUUUAAUUUUGAAGGCUCUCAUGGUAGGUAUCCCCUCCUUACUCAUGGGUGACAAUUGCAUGGAUUUGGACUCCAUUACAAUUUCUUCUUCUGUCAUUUCAGGAUCUAUCCUUUCAGAUUCCUCCUCAGCAUCUGAAUCUUCUACAAGCAUCAUUUUAUAAUGCUUCAGUUUGCAGGUAUGCUCUUUAUUCCACUUCUCUCCACACUUAAAGCAAAGCCCCUUCCUACUUCUCUCUUGGUAUUCAUCCUGUGAUAGCUGAGGUCCAACCCUUUUUAUCCCUGAAGAAUGAAUUUCAGUCUCCUUAUUCCCUGCUGAGUUAAACCAAGUCUGGUUAGUUUUGUUCUGAUUUUGAACCCCUGAACUACCAGCUCUUGUUCUGAAACCUUCUCCCCACCUGGGAGGUUUAGCAUAAACUGACUCUUUAUCCCUUCCACCCAAUCUCUCAUCCUCCUGUCUCUUAACAGAUACUGCUUCAUUCCUCUUCUCAACCAGUAAAGCCAUAUCCAUUACUUCAGCUAGUGACCUGGAUUGAUGCAGUUUCAAUUCGGCUUUGACUUCUGGCUUUAAUCCAGCGAGAAAUACCCCCCUUAGUAUUUCUCGGUCAACAUUCUUCUGUGGAGCAAUGAUCAUCUCAAAUUCAUCCCUGUAUGCUUCAACUGUUCCAGUCUGCUUCAAACUCAACAUCGGUCCGUAUGGAUUCUGUAACAAGUCAGGUUGGAAUCUACGAAUAAUAGAUUCCUUAAGUGAUUCCCAGUUCUUCUCUUCGGUCUGAAGUUCCCACCACUGGAACCAGUUCAGAGCCCUGUCUUCCAUAGCCACUACCGAGACUUCCAACUUAUCCUCCUCAGCAAUAUAAUUCAGUCUAAAGUACCUCUCCAUCCUUACUAGCCAAUUAUAAGCCCCAUCACCAUUGAACAAUGGUAAAUCCACCUUACGACCCGUAUGAACUGGGAAUCUAUUAUACUCAUCAUGUCGUCUGUGAAUAGCAGGGUUCGAAUGAGCCGAGUUACCUCUUGAGACCGCUGGACUGGGCGAUGGACGCGAGUGAUGACUAUGGUGAGAUCGCGAUCUCCCUCGGUGAUGGUGGUCCUCGCUCAUCGUGUCGAUCCUUCCUGACAUGUUCUGCAUCAUCGUUUCCAUCCGCAACAGUGCUUCCUCCAUGAUAGUUCGACUGCGUUCAACUGCUUCCAGUCGUUGCUCCAUUUUUCCUCUUGUUCGAACCAUUCACUAUCCGAACGAUGAAAUUGGGCAAAUACGGUGAUGUCGCUACUGCCAACGAUCACCGCCCCACUGCUCUGAUACCAAUGAUAGAUCACAGGUAAUAUAACAGCAAACAAUAUAGAUCGAUGAGAAAUAUGGAGUAAUGAUCGAAGGUGUUUAUUGAUAUUGAGCUAAACGCAAUACGUAUACAAAAGCUAGGACUGUUCGAGAAGCCUACUCUCCUAAGCCAAAAUGCCAAUUCAAUCACAGCCUGCCUCAUUAGUUAAUUUUCCCAACUAUUUAUAGCCCAUAACCCUCUUCCUUCUAUUAAAAUCACAGGCCCACUUAUUAAUAUCUAUAAUAGGCCCACUUAUUAAUAAUUCCUAUCAGUUUGAUUCAGGUCUGUCUGGGAGUAUAGAUUCAGUGUGGUUAGAUUCAGAUUCUUGGAGGUCUGGAAUAGUGUCUGAAAUAUGAUUCAAAGACUGGAUUUCAUUGUGGUUCUCCCCCUGAAAUUCAGUUUUGGAAUAGAAAGGCUGAUUUUCAAAAAAGGUUACAUCCAUUGUGAUGUAGACCUUUUUGGUGGCAGGAGAAUAACAUUUAUAUCCUUUCUGGUUGGCAGCAUAUCCUAUGAAUAUACAAGGUAAGGAUGUAGGAUCCAAUUUUGACCUAACUGGAGAAUGGUUGUGAACAAAUGCUUUGCAACCAAAGACCUUUGGUGGAAGAUUGGUAAUAGGGAUGUGAGGAUGUAGAUAAGAUAGGAUUUGGUAUGGUGUUUUAAAUUUGUGAGUUUUGGAGGGCAUCCUAUUUAUCAGGUAAGCUGCAGUUAGGACAGCCUCUCCCCAGUAGUGUUUAGGAGUGUGAGUGGUGAACAUAAGGGCUCUAGCAACUUCCAGUAAGUGUCUAUUCUUCCUUUCUGCCACCCCGUUCUGUUGUGGGGUGUCAACACAGGAGCUAAUGUGUAUAAUCCCCUUUUUUGACAGAAACUCUCCUAAAUUGGAUGAGAAAUAUUCUUUGACAUUAUCAGUUUUAAAAACCUGAAUCUUGGUUUGAAACUGAUUUGUGAUCAUAGAAUAGAAUUUUUGAAAGAUAAUAUUGACUUCUGACUUAUCUUUCAUGAGGAAGACCCAGGAUAGACGUGUAUGAUCAUCAAUAAACAGAACAAACCACCUUGAGCCAGUGAGAUUUUUGACCUUAGAUGGGCCCCAAACAUCACUGUGGAUGAGUGAAAAAGGUUUAGAUGGUUUGUAAGGUAGACUGGGAUAGUGACUUUUAGUAUGUUUAGCAAGUUGACAAAAUUCACAAUCAAAGGCAGAACUUUUAUUUAUGAAUAAUGAAGGAAAUAUUUUUUCUAAGUACAAGACAUUAGAAUGACCAAGACGAUAAUGCCAUAACUGAAUUUGAGUAUCAAAUUGACUCCUACUAAGACUCCCUAAGAACUUAUGGUUGAAUUGACUCUCACUGGAAGUUGUCUUGUUGGUGGAGUUGGGUGAAUGUUCCAGAAGAUAGAGUCCACCACUUUGCUUAGCACUGCCAAUCAUCCUUCCCGAAUCCAAAUCCUGAAAUUCACACAAUUGUGAAGAGAAUUUAGUUAGGCAAUGUGUAUCACUAUUCAGUUUACUGACUGAUAAGAGGUUAAACUUUAAAUCUGGAACAUAUAACACAUUGUUAAGCACUAUCUUGUCAGAAAUUUUGACUCUUCCAGUCCCUUUUAUUGCUGAAGUAGUUCCAUCAGCAAUCUUCACAAUUACCUUAUUCUUCAUAGGGAUCAAUUCAGCAAAAAACUUACUGUCUCCAGUCAUGUGAUCUGAUGCCCCUGAAUCAACAAUCCAAUAGGGCUGAUUGUGUGCAACUAGGGUUGUUAGGGCAUUACCUGUCUGAGCAGUAAGGCUAGUUGAUGGUGCAUGCCCCUUGCUCUGACUUAUUAGAUGUUGAAGAACCUCAAUCUGCUCAUGGGUAAAUGCAGCAAGAUUAGAAGUGCCCAUAUCUUCUUUAUCUUCAGUAGCUACAUAGGCUCCUUUCCCUUUGCUUGGUUUGAAAUCUUUAGGUUUACCAUGCAAAUUCCAGCAUGUUUCUUUGGUAUGGCCUGGUUUCUUACAGUGAUCACACCAUGGCCUCCCUUUUUUCUUGUUUUCAUUCUGUCUGGAAGAGGUAUACAAGGCUGACCCUUCAAUAUUUUGUUGUUGGCCUUGAGAUUUCAGACCCAUCAUUACCUUCCUUCUGCUUUCUUCUCUUCUGACUUCUGAGAAGGCUUCUCUAAGGGUGAGUUUCUUUCCCAUUAUUCUGCCCCUAACCUCAUCUAGACUCUUGUCUAAACCUGACAGGAAUUUGAAGACUCUCUUCCUUUCACAGAUCUCCUGAUAUAACUUCUUAUCCUUAGAACAUGACCAAUUGUAUGUCUCAAACACAUCAAGAUGCUGCCAGAGUCUCACAAGGUUGUUGAAGUAUUGAGUUACACUCUAUUCUCCCUGCUGAAGGUUAUAUAACAUUGAUUCAACCUCAAAUAAUUCAGAAGUGUUAUCUGAAGUUGAGUAUGUUUCUUUCACAGCCUCCCAGAUCUCUUGAGCUGUUUUGUAUAGUAGGAAAUUUUCUCCUAUACUGGUUGUCAUGGAAUUGAUGAGCCAUGACAUCACAGUAUAAUUCUCCUUUUUCCACUUCUUGUAGCCUGGAUCUCCUUGAUCUGGAGCAGGUGCAUCACCUGUCAGAUAAUCCUCCUUGUCUUUUCCACACACAUACAUCAUAACGGACUGAGACCAUUGUAGAUAAUUACUACCAUUAAGUUUAUGGCAAGUAAUAAUCGAAUCUGACUGAUUAGGAGUGGUGACUGUGCUUCCAUUGAUAUUCUGGUUGGUGCCAUCUCCAGUUGGGACAACCUCUGAAUGUUCAGAGGUGACUGGGAUAGAUCCAUCUCUCUCGGUGGUCAUCCCAUAGGAUCCGAACUUAAUCAUUUUAGAGAAUAACCACGCUCUGAUACCAUGUAGAAAUAACUUGAGAAAUUAAAAUGUAUUUUAUAUCUCUUAUUCUGUGUAAUACAAUGAGAUGAAUACAGAAUAUAUAUAGCUAGAGAAAAGUGGAAUAAGGAAGGAAUCCUCCUAAUUAAGAUUCCCUAAUAAAGACAAGAUAAUUGAGGAUAUUUAGAGAUUCUGAGAUCUCUAAGAUAUCUCCUCAUAAAUGCUAAAUAGGAUGAGUAAUUAUCUGUAAUAAUCUACAUGGAAAAACGAAGAGCUCGACUGGAAGUUCUUCUCACUGAUCAAUCUGAACAAGCUGCAGAAGAGAGAAUGAUAAUUGGACGGGAAAUGGAUGAACUUCUCUACAAGGAGGAGAUGAUGUGGUUCCAAUGCUCUCGCAUUGCGUGGAUGCGUGAAGGGGAUCGGAAUACCAAGUAUUUUCAUCGUAAAGCUGCAUGGCGCUCCAAGAAGAAUAGGAUCCAGCGUCUUAGAGGCACAGAUGGUGUUUGGUUGGACAAAAAGGAGGAUAUGGAGGAUCUCGUAAGCAAAACUUGUUAGAAAAUUGAUGUAACGUACCUCGAAAGUACAACAACGGAAGUUUAAAAUUUUCCCAAACAUAUCUUCCCUUAUUAUGACAAAACAAUGAAUAUAGCAAUAAUAACAGAUCUGAGUAAGAACUUACAGAUCUUCCAGCCUAGCGGUGAUAAUCCUUGACCUUAGGUAUCAACGUGAUUUCUCCUCUCUGAAAGAACAGUUAGAUCUCCCUUAGAGAAAUGUUAGGAAAUCUAUUCGUAGGGAAAUAAAUUUGUAAUACUGAAUCUAUAAAACUUGUCUAUCAAUUAUGAAGGAGGAUGAUGUAUUUAUAUUAGUUCUAAACUAGUUCCCCAAUCACAAUGAAAGUCUUUCUAAUUAAUGAGUUCUAAUCCUGCUAGGACCAAUACUCCUAAUUAAUUAAAUAAGUAGAUAAAACAAAACAAAAUAAUAAUAAUAAUAAUAAUAAUAAUUGAGAUGUUGUUGCACGCCACUUUCUAAUUAUUAUAUAUUAUUAUUUAUUUUAUUUACUUUUCUUUUUAAUUCCAAAUUACAAAAGAAAAUAUCUACUUUAUUUAAUAAUAAAUACAUCUUAUUUAAGUAUGAUAAAUCUAAUUUAUCUUAAUUAAUUAAUUCUAUCAAAUAGAACUCUCCUUCACCUUCAUGAAUUAAAUAUGUCUAAUCUAAUUAAUAUUUAAUCCAUUUUCAGUAUUACGAAUUAAAUAUUAUUUAAUCCAAUUAAUAAUAUUUCAUUCCUUCUAACAAUUCAAUCGGAAGGUAUAAUCACUUGUUGUGUGACCCAUACGGCCUUAUAUAUUAAACACUAAUCAAAUUAAGGUCUUAGUAGAAUCCCUAGACGAUUUACCAGACAAACUUAAUAUAUAAGGACGUUUGUGAGGACUAUUCAAACUCCCUGUAAUAUAGAGCUCAUGGUGAUACGGUCCUUUCAGUCACCGAACAUUCAACUAAGUCUAGAACAUGAUAUUGUGUCUAUUCUAAUAACUUAGUCUCUGUCUCUCAAUCUUUCUAGAUGAUCCAUAACGAUCAUAUUCGAUAUCCAAAACGAAUAUAUCUUUGCAUUGGCCAAUGACUUUAUGAUCCAUCUAGAUAUGAGAAGUAUAAUGUUCUCUCUUAAUCUAUUACGUGGAAUGAAUCCUUUCUUGGCUCAACUACUACUCCAUGUGCUUCGUGAUGCACCCAACACAUGCCGUAUCUACCCCGAUUGGAGUGCAAGCGUUGGUCAUGGUCGAAGUACAUCACUCCGCACAUGUAGUACGUAUUGACCUCAAGUCGGAGGACUAUUACACUACUCUAUACGCCGAUAAUCCCAUAGACACAUGAAUAGAACUUAUCAAAUGGUUUCUCGGUGGGUAUGCCAAUAUUCUCUAAAAUAUCUAUGUGACCAUCAUGAAAUACAGGAACUCAUAGUUGUGAGAUCAACUAUACUUUCUAAAAGUAUGAUGCAGUCCACAUACCAAUCUUAUCGCAUAUCAUCAAUAUCCCGUUCUUGAUGAUCAUUGAUUGGGGCUAUUUUAGGACCUUAUGUUAUAUCAUAUAAGCUCCCACUUACUUAUUGACAACAUAAGUCCAAGGGAAACACAAUUAUGAUAAGAUAUUGACAAUCAAAAUACUUAAUCAAUGUGUAAUACCAUAUAUAUCAAAUAUAUAAAACUUAAUGUGAUCAAGUACAUAUAUCUCUAAAAAGUGAUUGUCGCUAAGACAUAUACACUAACAAAGCUUUCAUAAACUUAUACACAAAGGACCUGGCUGUUGAUCCAGAACCAUUAAUUCAAAUUUUGGAACCCGUAAUUUCGGAUGGCAUGAAUGCACAAUUAUGCGAAGGUUUUACAGAGAAAGAGAUUAGUGAUGCUCUAUUUCAAAUUGGCCCAUUAAAAGCUCCAAGGCCAGACGGUUUCCCAGCUCGCUUUUUCCAGAGGCAUUGGGAGGUGCUUCGAGAAGAUACAAUCAAAGUAGUUCGUAUGUUUUUCACAGAAGGAAUUAUGGAUAAGGCGAUUAACGAUACUUCUAUUGUGUUAAUCCCAAAAAUUAAUGAUCCAGAAAAUGUUAAAGAUUUUCUGCCUAUCAGUCUUUGUAAUGUGAUUUAUAAAGUCAUUUCAAAGUGCCUUGUCAACCGACUAAGACCAUUAUUAGAGCAUAUCAUCAGCCCUACUCAAAGUGCCUUUAUCAUGGGACGUUUGAUCACAGAUAACGUGUUAAUUGCGUUUGAGUGUAUCCAUGCUAUGCAGAAGAGUGUAGGCAAACAUGGAGAUUUUUGUGCUUAUAAGUUGGACAUUGCUAAAGCAUACGAUCGGGUUGAUUGGGGAGCCUUAGAGGCAAUUUUGCAUAAACUGGGCUUUCAUCAAAGGUGGAUUAACUGGAUUAUGACGUGUGUUACCACAGUGCGUUAUUCUAUUCCCCUCAACGGAGAGCAACUCCAGGAAUUUUCUCCGUCGCGUGGCUUCCGCCAAGGAGAUCCUCUCUCCCCGUAUUUGUUUCUUUUUGUUGCUGAUGGUCUCUCGUGUAUAUUAAAUAAGGAAAUUCAGUGAGGUAAACUAAAGGAGAUGGUUAUCUGCCGUGGAGCACCGGGACUGUCACACUUACUAUUUGCAGAUGAUAGUCUCCUAUUUUUGAAGGCUACUCGAGACCAGGCAUCAGUUGUGAAAGAUGCUUUGAGAAGGUAUGAGAGUAGUACGGGCCAGCUCUUGAGUUUAAAUAAAUGUUCUGUUUUGUUUGGAAGAUCCUGCAGUGCAGAGAACCCAAGAGGUGGUGAAGAGCAUCCUUCGUGUGGAAAAAGCGGGUUUCGAGGAGAAAUACCUUGGGCUCCCUAUGCCAAAUGGAAGAAUGAAAAAUGAGAGGUUCCAAACUCUUAAAGAUAAAUUUAACAAGCGGUUAAAUGGCUGGGCGGAAAAAUACCUUUCUGCAGGGGGAAGGAGGUCUUAAUCAAGUCGGUUAUGCAAGCACUCCCCACCUAUUCUAUGGGAAUUUUCAAACUCUCAGCUGGCCUGUGUGAGGAGCUUAUGCAACUGAUUCGGAAUUUCUGGUGGGGGGAUGAGUUGAAUGAAAGAAAGGUUCACUGGAUUUCUUGGGAGAAACUUGCAGCUCCAAAAGGUUUCGGUGGAAUGGGCUUUCGUGAUUUAUAAGCCUUCAACCAAGCUCUAUUGGCUAGGCAAGCAUGGCGACUCCUGCAGUUUCCUCAGAGUCUGUGUGCACGGGUGUUAAGGCAAAGUAUUUCCCUGGAGGCCAACUUCAUGACACUGUUUUCUCAAGUGGAGGCUCACUAUCCUGGCAAGGCAUUCUUCAUGGCCUUGAGCUUCUAAAAAAAGGAGUUAUUUGGCAUAUUGGAUCCAGAGCUGCAAUGGAUAUUUGGCGGGACAAUUGGAUACCACGGGAUAAUGCUCUAAAAAUCAAGGGGAAAAGGAGGUUCACUAGGUGUAGAAGAGUGAGUGACCUCAUAAUUCCGGGUGGGGGGGCUGGAACGAGAAUCUCAUUAAGGAUAUUUUUUGGCCUUGGGAUGCAGAGGAAAUUUUAAAGAUAAGACUGCCAGUAACUACAAGGGAGGACUUUUUAGCAUGGCAUUUUGACAAACUUGGUAUGUUUAUUGUCAAGAGUGCAUAUCUCCUUGCUAUAUCAAGUAGACUCCAGUCUCAAAGCACGGGGGAAAGCAGCGGGACCGGCAAUGGGGAAAGGAGCAUUUGGAAAAUUUUGUGGGACAUCAAAGUGCCUCAAAAGAUACGAAUCUUUGGAUGGCGUUUAGCCCGUGAAGCUUUAGUAACACAAUUAAAUCGGUUACGGAGGAAACUUACGCCUAAUGGUAUUUGCUCAAUUUGUGGUCACAGCGAGGAAGAUGCUUCCCAUGCUGUUGUGGAAUGCACAAAAGCUAAAGCUCUUCGGGACAUUUUGAGAAGUUUCUGGCAGCUACCUCCGGAGAAGCAUUUCAGGAGAACUGGCCCAGAAUUGUUUCUAAAUCUUUUGAUUGGGGUUGAUAGAGAGAUGCGCUCAAGUAUCCUGAUGAUGUUCUGGCGAGCAUGGUACUUGAGGAAUGAGGUGAUUCACGGUAAAGGCAAGGCUUCAGUAAGAGCAAGUGCAGUUUUUCUUUCUAGCUACCUGGACUCCUUUGGGCGGCUGCAGCAGAAACCCGACCCAGGCAAACAAGGGUGUGAUAGUACAAAUGUUGGAUUGUCAUUUCUAGCUCACACGCCUAAUGGUUGGAACCCUCCACCUCAAGGAUGGGCAAAGCUAAAUUCAGACGCGAGCUUUGAUCCGGCAACGGGGGCAGCAACUGCGGGAUGUAUUAUUCGCAACUGUAGGGGUGAAGUUCUCUUAUCUGCUUAGAGGAAGCUUCCCAGGUGUACGGAAGCAACAGAGGCUGAAAUUCUAGCUUGUGCUGAAGUACGGAUCGCCAAGAUAUGGAUUAAUAUGCCGAUGAUUAUUGAAGGAGACUGUGCGAUCAUCUUUUCUAGCUUAUCAAGGCCUUUGAGAGAUGCUUCCAGGUUUGGUAUGCUGCUGCAGGAGGUGAAGGAAGUGGCUAUGUCUUUCCCGGGGGUUCGUUUUAGCUUAGUGAAGAGGGAGAGGAAUCGGGUUGCACAUGAAUUAGCUCAAUUAGUCAAAAAUUAUUCGGAUGAGGGGUUGUUACGCCUAGAUGUGCCCCCUCAGUUUGCUUCCUUUCUUAAUACUGAUUGUAAUUCUGAGAUCUUUUAUCAAUAAUAUCUCCCUUUUCAUCGCAAAAAAAAAGAAAAAAAGAAAAACGAUUCCAACCUUACCAAACGGCCUCAUAAAUAUCUCAUGUUUUCCUAAUUCUAUCAUAGAAAUUACGGAUCCACACAGAUUAUGUACUACUGUAGUAGUUUUCUUGCUUUUUAUGAUCAGGUAUUUCAUGCUUUUGCCUUAUGUGCAGAUGGAUUAUGGGAUGGCUUGUGCUGCUAUUAGGAGUAAUGUGAGAAGGAAUAAAAGUUCACCCUGCAGAACCAGUGACGAACUGCGCGUUUAGUAGUACGGGGCCCAUGUUUGUAAAGAUUAUUACAAUAAAACAUAACAUCUGCUGCUGGUUUGUGAACCCUUGCUUCAGAGUCUCUUGAGCUGUAGCUGACUUGUAUAAUGUUGUGGUCUGAUGAAAUUGCGCAGAAUUGCUUAUAUGAUAAAUAAAUUUUUCCCAUGUUUUUAGUUUUCACUUGAUGAAAACCAGGGAAAAUGGCUUAAAACAAUUAACAACUUGUAGCCACCUUAAAUGGGGCCUUGGGGCUUUUUUGAGCUGCUCUGUUAAAUACGGAGUAUAAUUUAAUUUGAGAUUCAAAUAAGUCUAAGUUAAGAACUCAUAAUUUAUCUGGUAGAAUCUCCAGUAGACAAUGUGUUUGUAGACUAUGUGUCUCGAAAUGAUUUAUUUGCUAGAUACUUGGUUAGAAAGUUAAGAUUACCUACACUGCAAAAAUAAAUACUCCGUACUAUUUUAAUAUUGCAGCUACGAACUCAUUUUCUCUGGGUUCUCUUUAAUUUUUGAUGGCCAU
Molecule: messenger RNA, 19476 nt
Organism: Cuscuta europaea
Lineage: Eukaryota; Viridiplantae; Streptophyta; Magnoliopsida; Solanales; Convolvulaceae
Source: the annotation of a GenBank genome assembly